ACAAUUGCAGGGAGAAUGGCCGUGCCCUGGGAGGAAUAUUUCCGACUGGCCUUGCAAGAGAAAGUGCCCGACCCCUCCAGGAAGAUCCCAGAGCACAAUGUGGACCACCUCCCGCCGGUGCUGCGCCUCCUGGAGAAGAGGCAAGAGCUGAUGGAUGCGGACCGGGACCUGCAGGCCCAGAAGGAGGUGUUCCAGGCUGUGACGGCAGCCCAGAAACAGCGCUGGGAACAGUUGGAACAGAAGGAGCGGGAGCUAAAGGGAUCUUUUGUCCACUUUGACAAGUUCUUGCAGGACACCGAGGCCCGGCGCAGCCGCGCGCUGCAGAGGGCGGCAGAGGAGCGGCUGCAGGCGAGCCGCCAGGAGGCGGAGGCACAACGGCUUAGGAUCCAGCUGGAGGAGCUGCAGCGGGAGCGCGCGCGAUUGCAGCGCCGGCUGGAGCGCCUGGAGCCCUGCGCGCGCCUGCUGGGCCAAGUGUUGGAGCAGCUGCCGGAGUUCCAGGACGUCCCCGAGCUGGUGGCGCGCUUGGACGGCCUGGCCGAUAUGCAGGCGGCGCUGAGGCUCACGGAGCGCCAGCGGCAGGCGGAGCUGGAGGAGGCCCGCGCGCAGCUGCAGAGGCUGCGGGACGCGGGGCAGGACGAGCUGCUGGGGCAGAGCCAGCGGCGAGCGCAGCUGCUGGAGCGCCUGGAGGCUGCGAGGGAGCGAACGCUACGCUGGGAAUCCAAGUGGAUUCAGAUCCAGAACACAGCGGCUGAGAAGACCCUUGUCCUGGGCCGCAGCAGAAUGGCGACGCUGAACCUGUUCCAGCUGGUGUGCCAGCACAAGGCGCAGCCCCCCACCCUGGCCAUCGAGGACACCGAGGGGCAGCUGGAGCAGGUGAAGCUGUUCAUCCUGGACCUCUCCGCCAUGCUGGCCAGUCUUCGUCAGGCCAAGCCCACACCUGCCUCCCAGCCCUGA
This is a messenger RNA of Enhydra lutris kenyoni (northern sea otter), 954 nucleotides long. Its product is annotated as cilia and flagella associated protein 73. The coding region runs from base 16 to 954 and encodes 312 amino acids. Lineage: Eukaryota; Metazoa; Chordata; Mammalia; Carnivora; Mustelidae. The transcript has 7 exons. The record is from RefSeq and is a predicted model, not a curated record. Gene Ontology annotation, biological process: spermatid development.